CUGUGCAGUUGUGAGCAUGCGCAGAGCGAACAUAAUACCCCGACCACGUAGCUAGUGUCAGCUGCAGUGAGGCAUAAAGGUUUGUGGAAAAAUUGCCGCAAUACGCGAAUUCACGGCCUCCAAACUGUACCAACGGGCCGCUGAAAAUGGCGAGAUACCUGAGACCUCCUAACACGUCUCUUUUCGUUAGAAACAUCGCCGACGAGUCCAGAAUGUUAAAGAUACAGUUCUGGAGACCCCACACCAAAGAAAGUUGAAAGGCGGUUGUAGAGUAGAUUCAAGCCAAAGACACCCAGGCGACAAGCAGUAGUGGAAUUUGGAAAAUAAAGAGAGAGCGAAAGCAUGAAGAUACAAAGAGGACAAAAAAGAGAGAGCACCCAGGCUUCCAUUUGUCUGCCAAAGGGAGGAAAAGCAAAGUGUUUAUUGGGCAAAGACAAGCAGGAAACCUCAAGUUCUUCUGCCAAGACAGUAAAGAUCAAGCUGAAGGUCAAAGGUCAAGCAUGUUAAAGGUAACAAGAGAAACUUUUUGUAUCCUACCAAAUUUGAUCACCAUCAGUAUUGUCUUGUCUUCACAAUCUGAAAUCGCCAGUAGGACUAUUUAUUCAGAUUUAUGUUUCAUAACUGCAGUUGCUGUGACUGAAGACGGUCCACUAUAAAUUGCUACACUAUGCCAAACCAAUCAUUUAUUGCAAAUUUUUCAGUUUGAAAUUGUUACCUGAAAUAACAUCAUAAUAAUAAUUUCUCACCUCACUGAUCCAGUAGCUGUGUGUGUUAGGAUUUGGAGCUUUCAACCUGUGUUGCAGGCUUGUUUUAUUGCUUGUUGUGCAUGUGUGCAGCCGUUUGUCCCACUUUCCAAAUUUCAAAAUAAAGUGCCUUAACAAAUCCAGCAUGUUUGAAGAUGUCCGCGAUGCAGAAGACGCUCUUCACAACCUGGACCGUAAAUGGGUCUGUGGGCGCCAGAUCGAGAUCCAGUUUGCCCAGGGAGACCGCAAGACCCCUAACCAGAUGAAAGCCAAGGAGCGCCAUUCCCCUCGCAGUUUCUCCCGCUACGAUGACGACCGGGACGGCCGCAGAAGACGCUCCCGGAGCCGCAGCUAUGACCGCCGCAGGUCCCGAAGCCCCUCUUUUGAGCGUCGCCCUCGGAGGUCUGAGAGCCCCAGAGACUCGCGAUCCUACAGUCGGCAUCGACGGAGCAGAAGCCAUGAAAAUGACAAGUACAAAGCUCCUACUCGUGACCACCACAGGACACACCAUGAACCAGGUUCACGUAGCCAUUCCGCUUCCCGUUCCCCUUCACCAUCCAGAUCAAGACCCAAGGGCAAGAAGAGCCAGUCCAGGUCCCACAGCCCGGCAGAAGACUUCCACCCAACCGCCAGCUCUCAGAAACAGUCUGUGGGGAGAUCUCCGUCACGGUCCUACUCUAGAUCCAUGUCUCGGUCGCGCUCUCGCUCCAGGUCCUGGGCUGGACGCAAGUCUGGGGGCCACUGACUCGCUGCUCCUCCCAAGCGCUCUAUUUGUGUGUGUCUGAGGAUGUUUCUGUAUAACUUUCGACUAUAACUACAACGUUUUGCUCACUGCUUGCAUUUAUCACCUCAUUAAGGAGGAAUCUGUUGCCAAGGGAAUAAGAGCAGCAGGAGCUGAGAUUUUUUUUUUUUAACAUGGUGUAGACAUUUUUUUUUCUGAAAUGAAUCGUUGAAGCACAGUUGAUACCAGAUGAUGUUUUUGUUUUGUACAUCUGCAAUGUUGGGUGCUGCAAUAAAAUAAUAGUAGCUUUGGCUUUACCAAUGAUAUUUUUGUAUUUUGACUUAGCAGAACUUACAUUCAUGCCAUCUGUCUCAGUCUGGUUCUAGUGUGUUAUGUAAACAUAUCUAAAAGUUAAGCUCAAGUCCCUAACUUACCAGUAUUUACUACAUGGCCUGGCCUUACAUGCUUGUUUUCAGCAGGCAAACAGUAUACUAUAAUAGCUGUAAUUACUGUGACAAUGGAUGAUGUACUGAAUGUAGUUAGUUGGUACCCAAGAAGAUGUCCAGUAUUUUGUUUGUGACAAUAUGUUUUCGGAGUCAUUUUUCAUGUAUUUAGUCGAGUGAGUGAAACCAAGUCCUCUCAGUAACCUUACCUUUGUUUCACUGUUUACCUGGUAUCCUUUGUCAAUAAAGAAAUACAUUCUCA
Molecule: messenger RNA, 2169 nt
Organism: Acanthochromis polyacanthus (spiny chromis)
Lineage: Eukaryota; Metazoa; Chordata; Actinopteri; Pomacentridae
Gene: srsf10a
Product: serine and arginine rich splicing factor 10a
Exons: 5
Coding region: 889-1488 (199 amino acids)
Molecular function (GO): RNA binding
Source: RefSeq, a predicted model, not a curated record